AUGUCCGAGAAACUCCCCCUCUCCAACCCAACGCCACCUCCGGCCCCGCGCCGCCGGCCGACGGCGUGGUGGGCUUUCAUCCCCGCCGCCCUCAUGCUCACCUACCUCCAUUCCCCGUCCGUCAUCCCGUCGUUCUCCCACCACGGCCACGGCUCCGCGCCCGCAACGGCGGCGUCUUCCUGCCGCCAGGUCGACCCCCUCUUCCCAACCCUCACCACCUCCUCGCUCGCCGACCUCGACAAGUACCUCGACACCCCCAAGUUCCGCAACGAGACCAUCGCCCGCCUCUCCGGCGCCGUCCAGGUCCCCACCGAGUCCUUCGACAACUACGGCGCCGUCGGCGUCGACGACCGCUGGGACAAGCUCUUCGCCUUCUCCGGCUACCUCGCCAAGACCUUCCCCAAGGUCCACCAGCACCUCAAGCUCGAACGCGUCAACACCCACGGCCUGCUCUACACCUGGCAGGGCUCCGACGACACCCUCAAGCCGACCGUCCUCAUGGCCCACCAGGACACCGUCCCCGUCGCGCCCACCACCAUCGACUCCUGGACCCACCCGCCCUUCAGCGGCGCCUACGACGGCAAGUUCGUCUGGGGCCGCGGCGCCAUGGACUGCAAGAACUCCCUCGUCGGCAUCCUCGAGUCCGUCGAGCUUCUCCUCGAGGCCGGCUUCGCCCCCAAGCGCACCGUCGUCCUCUCCUUCGGCUUCGACGAGGAGGUCUCGGGCGAGCGCGGCGCCGGCCACCUCGCCCCCGUCCUGGUCGACCGCUACGGCAGGGACGGCGCCGCCGUCAUCAUCGACGAGGGCGCCGGCUUCGACGUCCAGUGGGGCCAGACCUUCGCCCUCCCGGGAACCGCCGAGAAGGGCUACAUCGACGUCGAGAUCGUCGUCCGCACCCCCGGCGGCCACUCCUCCAUCCCCCCGCCCCACACCGGCAUCGGCAUCCUCUCAGAGAUCGUCACCAGGGUCGAGGCCAGCCCCUACGAGCCAGAGCUCAUCCCGGGCAACCCCUACCUCGGCAAGCUCCAGUGCGGCGCCGCCUACGCCCCCGACUUCCCCCCCAACCUCCGCAAGCUGCUGCCCCAGCAAGACGAGACGCGGACGUGCAAGCGCAGGACGGACAAGCUCGCGCGCGAGGCCGCCAAGGCCGGCCCGCAGGUCAAGUACCUCUUCACGACCUCCGUCGCGACGGACAUCAUCGAGGGCGGGGUCAAGAUCAACGCGCUCCCGGAACGCGUGCGCGCCGUGGUGAACCACCGCGUCAACGUGGGCGACUCGACGGAGAGCGUGAAGCGGCACAUCGCGGACGCGAUCCGCCCCGUCGCGGAGAAGUACAACCUCACGCUGCACGCCUUCACUGACGAGGAGAAGGAGACGCCGUCGAGCAUCACGCUCAAGGGCAACGACAAGAAGCUCGAGCCGGCGCCGGUGACGCCGACGGGCGUGGAGGGCACGACGCCGUACGGGGUCCUCUCGGGGACGACGCGGGCGCUGUACGGCGAGGAGCUUGUCGUCUCGCCGGGGAUCAUGACGGGGAACACGGAUACGCGGUAUUACUGGGACCUGACGCGGCAUAUUUUCCGGUUCCUGCCCGGGUAUGACCCCGAGAGCGACGAGUGGGCUGGGAUUCACACCGUGGAUGAGAAGACGAGUGUGAAGGGGCAUAUUAACCUGGUGAAGUGGUAUACCAUCUUCUUGAGGAAUGUCGAUGAGGCGGAGUUCGAGUAG
Messenger RNA from Colletotrichum karsti, 1728 nucleotides. RefSeq names its product peptidase family M20/M25/M40. Lineage: Eukaryota; Fungi; Ascomycota; Sordariomycetes; Glomerellales; Glomerellaceae. Gene Ontology annotation, molecular function: metallocarboxypeptidase activity. The transcript has a single exon. The record is from RefSeq and is a predicted model, not a curated record. Gene Ontology annotation, cellular component: fungal-type vacuole lumen. Bases 1 to 1728 code for a protein of 575 amino acids.